GCAGCUUGUGGCAAUUAUGAUCUAAAACACGGUUGUACAAAGAUCUUUGAUCCGGUCUGCGGCACGGACAACCUCCUGUACGGCAAUGAGUGCCUGCUGUGCUUUCAGAACCU
Eurypyga helias (sunbittern) is the source of this 113-nucleotide messenger RNA. RefSeq names its product pancreatic secretory trypsin inhibitor-like. The annotation marks the transcript as partial. The transcript has a single exon. Lineage: Eukaryota; Metazoa; Chordata; Aves; Eurypygiformes; Eurypygidae. Gene Ontology annotation, molecular function: protein binding. The record is from RefSeq and is a predicted model, not a curated record.